GACUUCACCAGGUACAGGAGGGCUGUGCAGGCGGCGGAGCUAGGAUGCGAGUCGAAUGAACAACGCGCCGCCCUGGGCCCGAAGUUGGAUCAGAACCUCCUCGGCGCGGGCAACUCGAUCAGCGUGCUGAUCGAGCAGGCGGGCCCGAGAGACUGCGCCGCGGAGGAUGGAGCGAAUGCUCUGCUCAAAUUCCUGGCGACCGAGCGUUUUGCGAAGAGCAGUUUCCGUGAGUUGCCGAAGGCGUUCGACACGUUCGUCGACCUCACGCACUUCGAGAGGAAAGGUGAGGAGCCUAUGGCGGUCUUCUGCGCAGCCAUGGAGGUGGCGCGGCGGAACCUAGCGAAGGUGGGCCCGGACACGAAGAUCAGUUCUGAUGAGCUCGGGCACCGCGCGUUGAAGCGCAGAGGUCUAGACAAGGACGAACGCAACCUGGUGAUCGCGAGGGCGGACGAGACGUUCAAUUUCGCGACGAUCUCGACAACGCUGAAGAAUGGAUUCCCUCGCGGCGGAAGUAGGCGCCGUGGACAAGGAAAAAGGACGGGCUGGAAGUGGAAAAUGCUCGCGAACGACACCGAGACUGGACAAGCUGAUGGAGAGGACCAGCACAACGGUGAAUACUGGGUCCAGGGCGACGACUGUUACUGGUACGAAUGGGACGAUGAUCGCGGAGUCUACACAUGCACGGAAGAGGACGGAGCUGACACGUUCCUGGCGGGAGAAGACGAUGAUUACCAACAGACCCUGGUCACGAUGCGAGAGAGCCGCCUCAAGAUGAACAAGUUGCAGGCGGCAAAGGGAUUCUUCAAAGGAGGGAUCGGCGGCGCUGUGGACGAGAAUGCGGCAGCCGGCGGUCACGCGGCAGGCAAGACCCCAGGAAAAGGCACAGGAAAAGGCAAGGAUGGCGGCAAGUCGAAGGUGCGAGACCCGAACGCGAACUACAUCCAUAUGCAGCCCGAGAAAGAUUACGAUAUCAUGAUGGCGAGCCUGGACAGCGAUCCGAUCGUGCCGGACAGGCCCGAGCUCGAGGUGAUGAUCUCCAGCGACGUCGUGCCAGCGCCCCUAGUGGACAGCGGGGCCUCGAUUGCAGUCGCAGGACGCGGACGGCUUGAUCGCGUCGAGGCAGAGCUCACCAAAUACGGUCUCAUGCCCGUCAAGGAGUAUUUCGAGAUCCCCGGCGACAUGGUCGGCCUGACGAGCAGGAAGGACCUUGCCGAGUGGAGGGCGAACCUCUACAUGCGCGAGGACGGCCACUGGGCGGACUUCCAGGAGCUCGGGGUGCGCGGCAAGGACCUGGUGAAACUGCCUGUCGGAGCCACUCUUCGAGUGGUCCGCGUGGACGAGAUGCAGCUCGAGCCGGACGCGUUCCUGGUCGCGGAGACGCUGCAGGAGUACGAGCUGGGCUUCCAAGUGAAGGAGCACGCCGACUCGUGGGUCGCGGAGACUCUGAAGAACGGAAGCAAGGACAUAUUCAAGAAGGGCACGCUCAAACGGAUCGACAAGUUGAUGAAGGAAUAUUCGGUCAUCUUCGACGCACUGUGGGACAACCUGUGGGAGCUGUUUGCGAAGGAGGCUCGCUUUGCUCGUGCAGCCUCGAAGGGUGGUCAUGCGAACGCGACCCCCCCGGAUUUGUCGGUCGGGGUUAACUUCAGCGACCCCCAGACCCAGUCGGAUUUUCUGUUCCUGACAAACACCUUCGACCCCUGGAUGGUCUCGGUCGCGUUCCCAUGCGCACCUUUCUCGAACAUGCAAGAGUUUCAGCGAGCUCAGGGCAUGGGCGACCGGGUGGACGACCUCAUCGAGGAGUUCAGGCCACUGGUUCACUUCUCGGCUAAGCGACCCCCAUUGUACGAGAUGGUUACGCUACACCAGUGCAUGUUCGGACUGACGGAUGACUACGGGACGCCGAUUCGGAAGGCCACGCGCAUGCUGGUACCCAACGGUUCAUGCUUUCCGUGGUGGCUCGAUCGCAAGUGUGAGCAGCGCCACGAGCAUGCCGACACGGUCGGACGAGGCACGCUGAUCUCGCGGGCUAGUGCCUGGCCGGACGACGUGGGCAGGACCCUGGUAAGCGCUGACGCUCAUGAGGUAUCGCGGCGCACCGACCUGAAAAAGCUGAGUACCGGAGACGAUGCGACGAAGGAUCCGGAUCAGAGGACCAUGCGCACGGUGGCCAAGGAUUUAAAGCUGAAGAAAGACCUUCUUGACGUACGCGUGCUGAGGCAGAACGAGGCUAUCCCUGUGCCUCGCGGAGCUGUGCGGCGCACCUACGCCGUGUACACCGACGAGGGCGUGCUGGCCGACUUCUCCGAUGCCUACGCGGACGACCCGUGCAGACAUCCUUCCCCGCGGCGAUACCACUACUUGGCAGCCGACCAGAAGCAUUCAAGCCUGACGAUCGUGAAGCAGACGCAGUACAUCGAGACCUACAUCGCGAAGGUGGAGAGCUUCGGCGACAAACCUUCAGACAUCACCACGGCUCAGUGGGGCGCCCUGAGGAAGCUCCACCUGAACCUGAGCCACCCGUCGGCACACGCGCUGAAGCGACGCCUUGAGUCCUACGGGUUGUCGCAGAAGGUACUCGACGCGGUGGACAAGUUUGACUGCGUCGUGUGCAAGGAGCUCGGGUGGCCCAACACUACGAGGUCGGCCAACCUGAAGCUCUCGACAGAGUUAAACGAGAAUGUGUUUAUGGACGAAGCCGAGGCGCCUCAGCUCAAAGGCAGAGUGGAACGGGCUGUCGACUUCUUCAAAGACCGUUUCCAGCGCCUGAACCACGAUGCACAGCUCACCAAGAGCGACGACCCAGCCGUGUGCACUUUUCGAGGGCGGUUCGAGCAGAUUCGCGCUGCGACGAACCAGGCGUUCUUCGAGCUGGACUGCGACGACGCAGUGAGAAGGGCCGCGGUUGGUCGGGUUCGCCCGCCGCGCGGGCCGUUCGUGCCGGGCGAGCUGGCGUUUUACUGGCGUGAGGUGAAGCACGUGAAGUCGAAGCGGCUCCAGGGCGACCGAGGGUGGCGCGGCCCGGCCAUUGUGCUGGCGGCCGAGGGCCACGCAAGGCUGCACCUCAGCUACCGUGGGGUGCCGGUGCUCGUGACGUCUGAGCAGGUGCGGCAUGCCUCUCGCGGUGAAGCCGAGAUGGUUGAGAACGAGGGCCUCGUCAGGCAACUGUCGCAGUGGCGCGGAGGACCUACCCUCCAGAAGGGCUUCGUGGACGAGCGUGGGCCUGGGCCUGACGGGGGCGGUGUCCAGCGCGACAGGCGUCGCAAGAAAGACGACGGCGACUCGGACAAAGAGGGCGCCGUGGGCGACGCGCCGUGCUACCCGAAGUACCACCACUACCUGGAGAUGGAAACGACAUGCAGGACGUUAGAAAUGAAAAUACACCCGGAGAUGGAGACGACGUGCAAGAUGUUACGGCUAACGACCCACCUGUACCUGAUGCAACUGGGCAGGGGCGCGCCGCGGACCUGGGCGCGGCUGCUGUGCCAAGCGAUCCGCAGCAACAACCUGAGCAAGAAGGACAGCCAGAACCUGCACCACAGUCUGGUUCGAGGGUCUCUGUAUAAGCGAUCACUACCUGACGACUCCGAAGCAAAUCGCGAACGCUUCUGCGCGCGUCGCGAAGCUCUCAAGCAGAGUCGCCUCCCGAUGAUCGAGGACGACGAGAUCGACGACAAAGUGCUCUUCCUCGAGGUGAAGAAUCGCUCGAGGGACGCAUUCGUGGCCAGGAGGACUGACGCCGCGAAGGAUCAGGUCAACCCGAAGAAAGGUCGGGAACUACGCAGCAUCUCGCCAGAAUGGAAGACGGCAUUCGAGGCGAGUGACCUGGAAGAGUGGCGUAAGUGGAUGCAGUAUGACGCUUUGGAGCGGCCGAGCGAAGAGGAGAUCUCGGGCGCCGAGAAGGCGGAUAUCCUGCCCAUGAGGCGCGCCCGCGCCGACAAGAAUCUGCAGACGAACGCGCCGGCGCUCACGGACACGGCCGCGGCGGUGAUCAUCCAGGAAGCUGCCAGCCAGCCUGGCUGGAGCCUCGAGCAGGGCGACGCAGUCUCGGCAUUUCUGAAUGGAAGAUAUCUCGACAACUCCAGACUCGUGUACUUCCGUGUUCCCAAGGGCGGCGUGCCUGCGGUGCCGGAGCUGGGAUGGCCGUUCGUCCCAGAAGGGACUGUCCUGCAGGCGAAGAAGGGCGUCUACGGGUUGAAUGAAGCACCCCUGUUGCUGCACGAGGAGCAUCGCGAUGCCAUCCUGUCGCUUCCUGGGGCUUCGAGAUCCAAGCUGCGCCCGGCCCUCUUCAUCUUCCACGACGAGAGGGGGAAGCUAAUCGGCCUGAUCGGGACGCACGUCGACGAUGACCUCGUGGAGCACACGAAAAGCAUCGAGAAUAUACCGAUCUCGGCCGAGCGUCGCAAGACUAAGGAGGCAAAGGCCACGACGGAGGAAAGGGCUAUGCUCCACACUGGCAACGGCCAGGUCCAGUGGCUGGUCCGUUCUACGAAGAUGGAUUUGGCGUUAUGGCUGGUGGAAAGCCAAGCUCGGGCUCGCGACAGUAACUUGAAGGUGCAAGACCUGCUAGACUACAACAAGGUCGUGAGCAACGCCAAGACCGACCACCUGGACAUAACCUUCCAGAAGCUGGACAUAGGCACCGUGAUUGUGGUCGCAGUGGGGGACUUGAGCCACGGGAACGUGGGCAAGACGAAGACCGCUAGCCAGGCAGUCGAGAGUGGCGACAUGCUGAGACAACACCUGGUGGAACUGCACGGGCUGGGAUACCGGACCCACAUGGACGACGUAAAGGCGAUCAAGAUGGUGGAGCUCACGGACUGUAAGUCGCUCUACGACCUGCUGCAGAAGCGAGGGACGGUCCCGUCCGAGAAGCGGCUGCUCAUCGACAUCGAAUCGCUUAGGAACGGCAUAGAGUUCAACAACGUGGUGAGCAAGUGGGUGAACACCAAGCAGAUGCUCGCCGACUGUAUUACCAAGCAAGACGUCCGCGCGGGCGAUUCCAUGAGGUAUGUGCUCCGGACGGGCGAGUACCGGUUGACGGGGGACCCCACGGCAGAGCAGGUGAUACCCGGGCAACGGACGGAGCUGAAGGGUCGCAAGGGCGAGUACUAUCGCUCGAAGUAUCCUCGUCGGCAUCGGCCGGCCGACCAGCCCUUCGCGCGGGAGGGCUAUGCAUACUUCGAGGACUGCAUCGCGGAUUUGAG
Messenger RNA from Prorocentrum cordatum, 5207 nucleotides. NCBI's taxonomy places the organism in Eukaryota, Dinophyceae, Prorocentrales, Prorocentraceae. The record is from the annotation of a GenBank genome assembly.